This is a messenger RNA of Drosophila busckii, 2109 nucleotides long. RefSeq names its product zyxin. Gene Ontology annotation, cellular component: focal adhesion; stress fiber. Bases 211 to 2025 code for a protein of 604 amino acids. The transcript has 9 exons. Gene Ontology annotation, biological process: cell-cell adhesion. The record is from RefSeq and is a predicted model, not a curated record. Lineage: Eukaryota; Metazoa; Arthropoda; Insecta; Diptera; Drosophilidae.
GCAUCCCUAAAAAAAAAUAAUAGGAACAUAUUAAUGGUGAAAUUUAUUAUGCUGCCAUUAAAGAUGUCAUUCUUCAUGCAUGUGAUAUGCGUCAUAUAUGUAUACCGAUAUUUAAGUGUGUACUAAAUUAUUUAAAUCAAUCCGCCCUUAUCGGCAAACGGUUGCCUGAAUAUUACACAGCCCUCGAACCUAGCGCAGCUUUCUUACAAAAUGAAUAAUUUGAAUGAGCAGUUAAGGCAGUUAACAAUACUUAGUAACACUUCCAACAGCGACAGAUACGUGAAGCCUGGAAAGGUGGCAGCGCUUGUUAAUAGUUUGCAGCAGAAAGCUAACAAUACGAAUGAUAAGGAUAUUUCUUCGGUAUCAACGCCCUCAAUUCCACCUAAACCACUAAAAAGUUCAAUACCUCAGGUGCCACUCAGCAAGCAGAUUUCCCGAGAACCGUUGUAUUCUCGUCCACUGAGUGGAUGUGAUUUGGUUGGCAGCAAGACACCUGCUCGCGGAGUUGGUGCCGUACUUAUGCGCAAGCAACCUAUUUAUUCUGAUCAAUGUGGUGAUAGCCCGAUCACCAGUCAAACUACUUUGGACAAUCCUGCUGUAUUGGAGCAGCAGUUAGAGGCAUUGGCUUAUCAUAAAUUGCAGUUGGAAAAAAAAGGCCUUUUAGGAAAUGGAACAGGAACAGAAGUCAUGUCAACUAUCCCAAGGCUAUCGUCGACGUCCCUCAGUUCAUGUGCAAGCCAAAACACAUCAAUGCCUAUUUCGUGCAAUGCCGGAUCACAUCAAAAUGAUGAGUUCAUCAGAAAUAAUACUGCAUACGGAUAUUAUUCAAAUGUGAAAAACUCCAGUACAGUGUUCACCGAUCCCAGACCACUUUGUAUUUAUACUUGCCCCUUAACAGAAAAGGAUCUGGAAGAUGACUUACCACCACCCCCAAGCCCCGUUAGCUCUUCUUACAGCGAAUUACACCGAGCCAGUAAUGGUUUUAACAAACGCAUAGAGUUCUUAGAAAAUCUAUCCAGCAAGGACAGAUCAGCGAAAAUGUCACACAAGAAUUAUGAAAAUCAAUUCGCCGACCAAACCAUAUCUGAAAAGGACUUUCAUGGCAAACGGGGUGCAGAAUACUGUGGCUAUGGUGAACUAUCUCAGAGUUCUUCCACAUAUUACGAUUCAAUAUAUGAACCAAUAAACCCUCGGCCACCUAGCUGCUUAUCCCGCGCUAAUUACAACAUGUACGCAUCAUAUGUUAAUGAAAUUCCCACAGCAAUCGGAGAAAAUACAUCAAUAUAUUGCAAUGACAAUGCUCUAGCUGGUGGUAAGGUAGAUCAUAGCCGCACAAACCUUACUAAAGGAAUUGAAGGGGAUGGCAGUGUGGGUCAAUUUCAAUUGAAUUCUAUUGAUACAACUAACGAGGUCGAUACUUACGGUAGGUGUUCUAAAUGCGGAGAGCGUGUACUGGGUGAAAAUAGCGGCUGCACAGCUAUGGAUCAAAUAUAUCAUAUUUCCUGCUUCACUUGCUCCCAAUGCCAGGCUAAUUUGCAAGGAAAACCAUUUUACGCUCUUGAUGGGAAACCAUUCUGCGAAUAUGACUAUCUACAGACACUUGAAAAAUGUUCCGUAUGCUUAAAGCCGAUAUUGGAAAGAAUACUUCGAGCAACUGGAAAGCCAUAUCAUCCACAAUGCUUCACGUGCGUUGUGUGUGGAAAUAGUUUGGAUGCUAUUCCAUUCACAGUUGAUGCGACAAAUCAAAAUUAUUGUAUUGCCGAUUUUCAUAAGAAAUUUGCUCCCCGUUGCUGUGUUUGUAAAGAUCCCAUAAUGCCGGAUCCAGGCCAAGAAGAAACAGUGCGAGUAGUUGCACUUGACCGUAGCUUUCACUUGGAAUGCUACAAAUGUGAGGACUGUGGACUUUUAUUAUCAUCGGAAGCGGAUGGACGAGGAUGCUAUCCCUUAGAUGAUCAUGUACUUUGCAAAGGUUGCAAUGCCCGCCGUGUACAGGUAUUGACGAGCCGGAUGACCUCACAACCUUAAGGAGAUAUCAGUAAUAUUCCAUAAAUACUCGUAAUUACACGAUAAUCAUAAUAAAAAUUAUCCAAACUUAAACUGUGUAUUCUU